Messenger RNA from Cooperia oncophora, 510 nucleotides. NCBI's taxonomy places the organism in Eukaryota, Metazoa, Nematoda, Chromadorea, Rhabditida, Trichostrongylidae. The record is from the annotation of a GenBank genome assembly.
AUGAUCACUCGAUUUUUGCUUGAGUAUCCUUUCCAAUUCACUGUGUCAACGAUGAGGAUGUUAGCUCGCCAGCAUGAAUUGCUAUGCAUCUCUCUGCUGGGUAUCGGUACACUGUUUCUGUACUUGGGAUAUUUCACUCAACGUUUCAUUGCGGAAUCCAUCAUUCAUUCCGUACACGUACGAGAACCUCGUCGAAUCUCCAAAUACGCCGGAUAUUAUGGGCAAGCGGUCCAUCAAUCAGUUUUUGGAUUUGCAUGUUUAGCGGCCCCAAUGAUACAGCAUUAUAUGGCAUCUAAGUGGACACUUUUCACAUGUGCUGUGCUGUUCUCCUUUUACUACCUCGGAUUCUUUCACAUCAAUCGUUAUUACUUCUAUUUUACCCAAGUACUAAUGGGCUUGUCAUAUUCACUGUAUAAUAAUGGAGAAGGAGCAUACCUAGCGGAGCAUUCGUCUAGGAAGACAGUCGAAUCAAACUCAGCUAUCGAAACAGCCGUUGGCCACAGUAGGUGA